Messenger RNA from Haliaeetus leucocephalus (bald eagle), 1602 nucleotides. It is a transcript of the gene CNR2, whose product is annotated as cannabinoid receptor 2 (macrophage). Gene Ontology annotation, biological process: cannabinoid signaling pathway. NCBI's taxonomy places the organism in Eukaryota, Metazoa, Chordata, Aves, Accipitriformes, Accipitridae. Bases 553 to 1602 code for a protein of 349 amino acids. The record is from RefSeq and is a predicted model, not a curated record. Gene Ontology annotation, molecular function: cannabinoid receptor activity. Gene Ontology annotation, cellular component: membrane. The transcript has 3 exons.
UCUGCAGCUGCACAAACUGCCCUGAGAGCUGGAGGGAUGGGAAGCCCCCAAGCAUCCCCAGCCUGUGAUGUGAGCAGAAGGAGAUGAGCCACACUGAGUCCUCGGCAGUGCAAUAUCCCUCAUCCUUCUCCAUCCCAGCCAUCUCCCAGGGCAGCUUCACCCGGACAGGCUGUUCGCCAGGGCCUGUCUCCAGCCACGGCACAGUGUCACCGUGAGCAGUCCCUUCCACUGCUGCUGGCCCUGAGCAGUGAAUCCCGGAGGACUGGUAAGAGCUGGCCCAGGAUCUGUACAAUUCUCAGCAUUGCUGCUUCCCUCUUGUGGUGAGGAAACAGCCCGAGAGAUGGAUGUGGUACGGAGGUGUUACGGGCGUGGUACAUGUGGGCAGUGGUAGACAGGUCUCAGCCAAAUCACCAGUGGGAUAAAGCCUGGAUCUCUGCUGGGAAAGUGUGGAAGUCAGCUCCAGCAUUUGGGCUGUGGACCUGAAAAGCAUCUGAAGAACUGCAGAAGGAAGCAAAAACGCUGUCUGCAAGCGCCUGGCUCCGGUUAAUUACAAUGGAUAGUUGUAAGAUACAUGAAAAUGCCUCCAAAUGCAGUGUGAACACCAUGGAGUGCUUCAUGGUCCUCAGCACGCAAGCGCAGAAGAUAAGCAUUGCCACACUGUGUGGCCUCUUUGGGACACUGUGCAUUUUUGAGAACUCUUUGGUGCUGUACUUGAUCUUCUCCUCCCCCAGGACAAGAAGAAAGCCUUCCUACCUCUUUAUCAGCAGCCUGGCCUUGGCUGACAUUCUGGCCAGCAUCAUCUUUGUCUGCAGUUUUGUUAACUUCCAUGUCUUUAAUGAAACCAAUUUCUCUAAAGAAAUGUUCCUGCUGCAGCUGGGAGGGGUGAACACGUCCUUCUCCGCCUCCCUGAGCAGCUUGCUGCUGACAGCCCUGGACCGUUACAUCUCCAUCAGCCGACCAUCCAAAUACAAGCUCCUCAUGACGAGGAAGAGAGCAUGGAUAGCCCUAGGGGUGCUCUGGGUAACAUGUGCGACCAUUGCUUCCCUGCCCCUCUUGGGCUGGAAUUGCUGCACGCUUGACUCGACGUGCUCCGAGCUGUUCCCAUUUGUGGAUGACAACUACCUGUCGAGCUGGAUCUGCUUCAUCAUGGUCCUGCUGGGGUGCAUCAUCUACGCCUAUGCGCACGUGCUAUGGAGGGCUCACCAGCACGUGGCCUACAUGGAGAAGCACCAAGCGCAGGCAGGAAAGCAAAACACCAGGAUGAGGAUGGACGUCAUGCUGGCCAAGACCCUCUUCAUGGUGCUGACUGUCCUUGUGCUGUGCUGGUCUCCGGUCCUCGUCCUCAUGAUCUACAGCAUCUUUGCCAUGCUGAACAAUCACCUGCGCAAGGUGUUUGCCUUCUGCAGCACCCUCUGCCUGCUCAAUUCCAUGGUGAACCCCAUUAUUUAUGCCCUGCGGAGCAAGGAGCUAUAUUCCUCCCUGAGGAUGGUCUUGGCUCGGUUCAGGAGGCAGCUGAAGGCCCCUGAGGAAAGCCCAGAAGCAGAAAGCACCCGCAAGUCCUCCGUGAUAGAGACUGUCUGUGAGGACAUGCGCGUAACGUAG